Molecule: messenger RNA, 1241 nt
Organism: Tarenaya hassleriana
Lineage: Eukaryota; Viridiplantae; Streptophyta; Magnoliopsida; Brassicales; Cleomaceae
Product: NAC domain-containing protein 12
Exons: 3
Coding region: 36-1187 (383 amino acids)
Biological process (GO): regulation of DNA-templated transcription
Molecular function (GO): DNA binding
Source: RefSeq, a predicted model, not a curated record
CUUCCCCCCACACAAGGGAAUUAAGUGACUGAUCAAUGGAUCAUCCAUUAAUGCCGGAUAGUAAGGUUAACCUGUCCAUUAAUGGGCAGUCUCACGUCCCUCCUGGCUUCAGAUUUCAUCCCACGGAGGAGGAACUUCUCCAUUAUUAUCUUCGCAAGAAGGUUUGCUACGAAAAGAUCGAUCUCGACGUCAUUCGUGAAGUCGAUCUCAAUAAGCUCGAACCUUGGGAUAUUCAAGAGAAAUGUCGAAUUGGUUCGGCGCCCCAAACCGAUUGGUACUUUUUCAGCCACAAGGACAAGAAGUAUCCGACCGGAACGAGGACUAACCGGGCGACGGCGGCCGGAUUCUGGAAAGCGACGGGACGAGACAAGAUCAUCUGUAGUGGCGCCCGAAGGAUUGGAUUGAGGAAAACACUCGUGUUCUACAAAGGAAGAGCUCCUCAUGGUCAGAAAUCUGAUUGGAUCAUGCAUGAGUACCGGCUCGACGAUAAUUUUGUCUUCCCAACUCCUAAUAAUGGCUCUGAUGUUCUAACUGGGGACUCCAUGAGUUGUAAUGAAGAUGGUUGGGUCGUAUGUCGGGUUUUCAAGAAGAAGAACUAUCACAAGAUCAUGGAUUCUCCUAGAAUCUGUCUAUCUUCUUCGGUUCAUCCGAAUAAGCCGACGUUUCAUCCCGAAAACGGCAACGUCUUGGAUCAGAUUCUUCUCUGCAUGGGAAGGACUGGCUCCGACAUCUGCAGAUCCGAGGAUCAGAAGACGAACGGCAACAACAUAGGACUGCUCGGUUCGUGCGACGACAACACCGAAGACGUUCUCUUGCAUGAGAGUUUCAUGCAACUUCCACGUCUAGAGACACCCAAGUCCGAAAACCACCCCGUCGUCAGCGAGAACCGGUUAGGGAAGUCCCCGGUUCAGGAGGAGAGAACCGGACCGGUUAGUGAUUGGGCGAGUCUUGACCGGCUGGUGGCUUGGCAGCUGAACAAUGGUCAUCAUCGAAUGGUUGACAUGUCUGACCGUGAUAAAUCUUGUUUGAACGAUCAUCCGAGUGUGGAAGAAGAUGGUAACAUGAUUCGAAGAUUGAAUCUCCAUUGGCAUGGCAAUGAUGAAGAAGACAUUGACAUAUGGAGUAGUCUCACUGAGUCAUCGUCCUCUCCUACGUCUUUAGAUCCUCUGGGGCAUUUGUCAAUAUGACUACUGUAUAUCGGGACACAUACACAUGUAUACACGUAUACACAAGGGCACGUA